This is a messenger RNA of Spirometra erinaceieuropaei, 435 nucleotides long. The record is from the annotation of a GenBank genome assembly. NCBI's taxonomy places the organism in Eukaryota, Metazoa, Platyhelminthes, Cestoda, Diphyllobothriidea, Diphyllobothriidae.
AUGCGCUACGAACCGGCCGACUUGGAUGGAUGCGCCAGCGAUGACACCGGUAUCGAUAUCCCCACUCCACACUCCCAGUUAUUCUCUGCCAGUUCGCCGCCCUGCUGUACCCAGCCUUCUAGAAAUUACUAUAAUACCCCGGCCUUUGCCCAGCUGCCACAGGUGAUGGAGACUGGUGCAGGCCUGCAGCCGACGUCGUUGUCGCCAUCACAGGCUACGGUGGAUUUCUCGACCACACCGGACUACUUCCAUACAGUCUCCUCUACCUCCCCACAGGCCCUGAUCAUACCUGAGUGUCCGCCUCGCGUGGUGCAUCGAAAGUUUGGUGUUUAUGGCCGACCGCCGGGCCUUUUGGAACAAAUUAAACAUUACCAACAGAUGCACCCAUCGGAGUAUGAUGAAGAGAGCUAUCUAGCCCAACAGCAGCCCACCUGA